Bombina bombina (fire-bellied toad) is the source of this 2160-nucleotide messenger RNA. RefSeq names its product sterile alpha and TIR motif containing 1 (gene SARM1). The record is from RefSeq and is a predicted model, not a curated record. Lineage: Eukaryota; Metazoa; Chordata; Amphibia; Anura; Bombinatoridae. Gene Ontology annotation, molecular function: signaling adaptor activity; NAD+ nucleosidase activity; protein binding. The transcript has 9 exons. Gene Ontology annotation, biological process: signal transduction; negative regulation of MyD88-independent toll-like receptor signaling pathway; response to axon injury. The coding region runs from base 1 to 2160 and encodes 719 amino acids. Gene Ontology annotation, cellular component: dendrite.
AUGGUCGUCAUCCUUCUUCUGACUGCCUAUAAUCUCAACAAGCUUUUUAACAUGUUUAGCAGUGAACGUCUUCUAGUACCGAGCUAUGUCAACAACAUGUGCUGGUGGCAGACCUCUGGAGGCAAAGCUGUAAUUCAGGAUGUCUCUCCUGGGGUCAGUACAGAUGUUCAGGGGGCUUUGGAUAAAGUCCUGCCUGAGUUACAUGUUUCCAUCUCAAAUCUGAAGCAGGCACCUUGUGCGCAGAGUAUUUGCCACAGCAUCUCAGAAAUAUUUCAAGUAGUGGAGGAGGCAUGGGUCAUGCCAACUGUGGGCAGAGAAGUUGCCCAGGGGUUGUGUGAAGUCAUCAGACUGGAAGGAGGGCUGGACCUUCUUCUUCAGCUACUUCAGGCAACUGAUAAUGAGGUGAAAUACCAGGCCUGCCAGCUCCUGGAGCAGAUUCUAGUUUCAGAGAACAGAGAUCGUAUAGCACGAGUUGGUCUGGGAGUGAUCCUGAAUACUGCAAAAGAAAGGGAUGACCCUCAGCUUGCCCGAAGCCUUUCAGGUGUUCUGGAGCAUAUGUUUAAACACACUGAAGAGACCUGUCAUCAGCUCAUCUGUGAUGGAGGCCUGGACGCUAUUCUCUUUUGGUGCCGCUGGACUAACCCAGUUGUUCUGCGGCAUUGUGCAGUGGCUCUGGCAAACUGUGCUAUGUACGGUGGACCAUCUAACCAGCGUCUGAUGAUUGAGAAAAGGGCAGCCGAGUGGCUAUUUCCUCUUGUCUUUUCAGAAGAAGAUAGAUUGAUUAGGUUCCAUGCUUGUCUUGCUAUAACUGUGCUGGCUACAAACAAAGAAAUUGAAAAAGAGGUGGAACGAUCUGGCACAUUAGCAUUAGUAGAACCUUUCAUCUCUUCCUUGGAUCCUCAGGAAUUUGCUCGUUCUCUUUUAGACAGCAGUGACAACACUCAGGGCAGAACUGCAGGUGAUCUACAGCGCCUUGUGCCCCUGCUGGACAGCUCCCGCCUAGAGGCGCAAUGCAUUGCUGCCUUCUAUCUAUGUGUAGAAGCAGCUAUCAAAUCCCAACAGAAGAAUACAAAGGUGUUUAAUGAAAUUGGAGCUACACAAAGUCUAAAGAGAAUAGUUUGUUACUCAAAAGAUGGCUCAGUCUCUACUCUGGCCAAGAAGGCCCUGCAGUUAAUGGGAGAAGAUGUCCCACGUCGCAUUGCUCGUUCUGUUCCAAACUGGAAACCACUAGAGGUGCAGAACUGGCUGCAGCAGAUUGGCUUUAAUAAAUACUCUGAUACAUUUAUGGAGCAGCAAAUUGAUGGUGAUCUACUGCUCAGACUGACUGAGGUGGAAUUAAGAGAUGACUUGGGAAUAACCUCUAGUAUCUCCAGAAAGAGAUUUACACGGGAUCUAGUAGAGUUGAAGACAUUUGCCAACUACUCAAACUGUGACCGCAGCAAUCUGGCAGACUGGCUGGGCAGUGUGGAACCAAGAUUUAGGCAAUACACUUAUAACCUGGUGACCUGUGGCAUUGAUCGCAACUUCUUGCAUCAUGUGACUGAGCAGCAAUUAGAAGAGGAUUGUCACAUUUCUACAGGGUUCCAUCGUGUCCGCAUCCUGUCCGCAGCAAGAGAGAUGCUGCACUCACCUCUGCCAUGCAGUGCAGGGAAAUCCAGUGCUGAGGGCCCUGAUGUGUUUAUCAGCUACAGAAGAAGCACUGGAUCACAACUUGCCAGCCUCCUGAAGGUACAUCUGUAUCUCCAUGGCUUCAGUGCUUUUAUCGAUGUGGAGAAGUUAGAGGCAGGAAAGUUUGAAGAUAAAUUGAUUCAGAGCGUGAUCAGCGCCAGGAACUUUGUCUUGGUUCUUUCUGCUGGAUCUUUAGACAAGUGUAUGGGUGACAACGAAUGCAAGGAUUGGGUGCACAAGGAGAUUGCCACAGCACUAAGCUGCAGUAAAAACAUUGUUCCAGUUACGGAUUCUUUCGAUUGGCCUGAUCCCUUGAGCCUUCCAGACGAUAUGAGAGCAGUGCUAAAGUUUAAUGGUAUAAAGUGGUCCCAUGAAUACCAAGAUGCCACUGUUGAAAAGAUUAUCCGCUUCUUACAAGGCCGCUCCUCAAGAGAUUCUUCAGCUGGAUCGGAGAACAGCCUUGAUGGGACAUCCCCCUUAGGUCAAGGCUAA